AUGCAGACUUCCACAUCCUUGCCCUCUUGGAAUGUGAUAGAACAGUAUGCCGGAAUGGUCAAACUGGCAGCUCAAAAUGCUGAUCCAGCUAAUUGGGAGUGGAAUGAUAGAUCUGUAUGGAAAUUGGCCACAAAGAAUUGGCAAGGCUUCAAAACCAAGUGGUACGGAACUUCCCAGUGUGCCUCACUGGUCGAUCCCAAGUCUACACCUCUGUCUCUUGAUCCUCUGACCCGGUUCGAUGGUGCUCCACCAUCAAUUCUCGUGCGAAAGUCUUAUCUGACUACGUUUGACCAUGUCUGGGCACAAGCAAUGUCUUCGGAGGGUGAGGUAGGGACUAUCAUAACUGGUCAGCCUGGCAUUGGCAAAACUAUGUUCCAAUAUUAUAUUCUUGUUCGGCUUCUGCAGCACAAACAAAUUGUGCUUUUUACAAUGGAUGGCGAGCAUUUAUGGCUCUUCUACCAUGAUGGGGUUUAUAUGACCACCACAGCGUCACUUGUUGGCGUACAACCAGCAGAACAAUUGCCUGUACCCAAGUUGUUAUCUUCUGAGGUCUUUCUAUGGUCGUUAUUUGAAAUUGAAGGCAGGAACGAGCCAGAGACAUUCCUGGUCAAGCGACCAUGUAUGCCAGUGCAGACAGCUUCACUGGGUCCAUCCCAAUACAGGACCUGGGAAAAGGAACGGACUCCUCUGCUCACUGGCUUGCCAUUAUGGACCCAUGAUGAGCUCAUGCAAGGGUUUCCAUAUCAGGAAAACUACCAAUCCCUGUUGGAUGCACUUCGUGAGGGUUAUGCAAGCCCAGCUCAGAAAGAGAGGGAUCCACUAGAUGUCUUCCCUGGUGCUCGUGCAGUCCUUAAGGAAUGUGAAGAAGAUGCUGUUCUCUCAGAAGACAGUGUUCUAUUGUCACCCGAGGAUGCCCUCCACUACCUUCUGGAAGCAGCGAUUGACCGUUUUGGAUACUCUGCUCAUGAUGUAUUCAGUGCCGUCUUCGACUACAACUCGUCCACCCAGUGCCACCAGGAAGCUUUCAGGAUCACAUACACAGAUUUUGAAGCUGCUGCAUCUGCCCUCCCAAAUAAUCAAAAUGCCGAUCACAAUAUUUCCCAUUGGAUCCUUGCUCUCUGGCCAGUUGAUUCAGCCCCUUUUGUGAGAAUCCGUUGGGAAGUUAAAUUCAAGUCGAAAUGGGUUGGCAAGAAUGUGAUUCAGCAAAUGAGUGCAGUUGAAGACGACGCACUUCGCCAUCAAAUUCGCAUCCUUCAACGGAAUCCCAAAGCAGUGUCAUUGACGGGACAGUUCCUCGAGCCUUUCGUUCAUGAUUCUAUAGCAAACUCUACGGGCAGCUUCUGGCCUCUUAUUAACAUGGCCUCUAACAACGCUGAUCCACCUCUUUUCACCAUGCUCCGAGAUUCCGUUUCUAGUGGUGUACAGUUUCCCAAAAUCAAGCGCGAGAUUGUCAAAUUCCAUUCCGUUGCUGGCCUCUCCAUGGAGAACAACAUAUACUAUAUACCCGCAGACACAAACUUCCCGUUGUUUGAUUCUUUCACCGUCGACAUCAAUCAUUCAACGAAGUCAGCCGUCUUGUGGGUCUUACAGAUCACCACGUCACGAUUGCAUGCAGGCUCGGCGAGAGGCUAUCUGAAGAUCCGCAGCAUUAUUGCGAACUUGAAGAGUCAACUUAGGGGGGACCCGCCGCCAAAGAAGACCACGAAGGUGGCUGCUGGACAGGCUAGCUCAACGCCACAUGUGCGAGUGUGCUACCUCCUCGUCGUUCCGCAAGGCGACUACGAGCCCCAGACUCAGUGGGACUUUCCGAAAGGAUGGAAUGAGAAUUGUGACAGGCAUGAUCACCGUGGUAAUGUUUAUUGCUUAGAGGUCCCUGUUGGAGCAUGUUCUCAAGGACGUACUGAGUUUUGGAUGUAG
Laccaria bicolor S238N-H82 is the source of this 1917-nucleotide messenger RNA. RefSeq lists its product as uncharacterized. The coding region runs from base 1 to 1917 and encodes 638 amino acids. The transcript is spliced from 4 exons. NCBI's taxonomy places the organism in Eukaryota, Fungi, Basidiomycota, Agaricomycetes, Agaricales, Hydnangiaceae. The record is from RefSeq and is a predicted model, not a curated record.